Messenger RNA from Anisakis simplex (herring worm), 735 nucleotides. The record is from the annotation of a GenBank genome assembly. Lineage: Eukaryota; Metazoa; Nematoda; Chromadorea; Rhabditida; Anisakidae.
AUGGCAAUUGCGGGAGCUUUCGUUGGACAGGUGAACGCCAGCGAUCCGGAUGAGGCUCAAAACGGCCUGGUACUCUACUCUCUGCUCUGUCCUGGGGGUCGUUUCUCGAUAGACCCCUUAACGGGCCGUAUAUUCGUGGCUUGGCCGUGGAACAGCCUGAUUUUGGGGCCGUCGCUAGCUGCUGCUGGUUGCAGCUAUAUUCCAAACGAAAGCAACAACAAUGUCAGCAGCGAUCAGCAUAUCGAAGUUCGGUGUGAAGUGAAAGCUUCAAAUCGAGACGCUUUAUCCAGCAGCAGCUUGGAAACUAAGGCUAUGGUCACCAUUGAAAUCCCGCUCAAUGACGACGCCCAGCAUACACCGGAAGAAGUAUCGAGCACAUCAACCGAAUUCGGUGGAUAUGAAAUGGCCCAGUUUGACUACCUGGGCAAUUCGCUUCCGCCGGAACUUGGGCACGAGCCUUUUGGGGAGAUGCGGCAGCAGCAGGAUGAGAAGGGGCAGGAAGGCCUGCAGGGCCAGCAGAUUACCCGACGAUCUGCUCUCAUCGGGCCUAGAAUUGGGUUCAUUCGAGCCAAUUCACCGCCUCUUACUAACAUUCUACAACUGCGUCGGUCUUCGGUCAGCAGAUUACCCGACGAUCCCUCUUNUCACUAUCGGAUUUUGGAUGACGAUUUAGCAAAGGUCCAAAUGUCGUCUUAUAUUUGUGCUGUUAUUCGAGAUACCGAAAUGAGCAAUUAA